Penaeus chinensis is the source of this 1179-nucleotide messenger RNA. RefSeq lists its product as uncharacterized. Bases 246 to 1040 code for a protein of 264 amino acids. Lineage: Eukaryota; Metazoa; Arthropoda; Malacostraca; Decapoda; Penaeidae. Gene Ontology annotation, molecular function: hormone activity. The transcript is spliced from 5 exons. Gene Ontology annotation, cellular component: extracellular region. The record is from RefSeq and is a predicted model, not a curated record.
UCAUAACAUCGAAACCUGUAACAGCUCCUGCAGGCGUCUGCCCAGGUAAACCAGCUAACACACUCGGCUGGCGAUACUUGUUGCAACAGACUCGUGCACGCUCACUCAAGACACGGGAAACUCAACCCUUUGUUCACGUGCAAUUGUCUGCAGCUUCUCGUGCAGUGCUUUGUUGUGCUCUUAGGGGGAAUUUUACCUUGCGCAGCACGCAGCCUCUUAAAACCAGCGGCUUGUGGCAGCCAGUGAUGGUGGUUCUGCGCACCGUUCUUCUCGCUUGGCUUGGCGUGCUGCCGGCUGCCUGGUGCUUGCCGCAGGAAGCAGGUCGCUCGUCAUCGCUCCGGCCCCUGUCCCUGGCGGAAGAUCUCAGCCCGAAGGACCUCAGCGACAAGAGCGUCAACCUGCACGACCUCCUUCAGGAUGAUCUGUCUCCCCAGGACGAGCUGAGCGCCCUCUCCGCCGCCGGCGUCGCCCCCAUCAGAGAGGGACCAGGGAGCUUCAGGAGUUACGACGACAGCGAGCGCGCCCUGUUGAGGAGGGUGGGGGGCGCCUCCCCCGUCCUAUACCAGCUGCCGGAAGCCCUACCGGAAGCCACCGGGGCCGCCGAAGGCCUCCGGGACGCCCUCCUUCCAGCGCUGGUUGCCGACGACACCGCAGGAGCAGCCGACUGGACUCCUGUCGAUCCUCGGUAUUACAUUCUCAUGGAAUACCUUAAUCAUAAUAAUGAGGACAGCAGCGUGGACAGCUCCAGGUUUAACAGGCUAGGCCGGUCCCGCAGCCCAGCCCUUCCCGACAGCAACAGCAAGGUGAAGAAGAGCUGGCCCACCGGUCUCUCCCGCCGAAGGGCCUCCGGCUUGUCCCUGUCCAUCGACGCCUCCAUGAAGGUCCUGCGGGAGGCGCUGUACCUGGAAAUCGCCCGGAAGAAGCAGCGGCAGCAGAUGCAGAGAGCCCGCCAGAACCAGGCGCUGCUCACCACCAUCGGCAAGCGCGACGUGCAAAAGCAGGCCAGAGAGUCAGAGAUGGAGAGCGAGAACAGGGACUAAAUAAGAAUGCCGCUGAAGACAGAGAGAGAAAGAGAGAGAAAGAGAGAGAGCGAGAGAGAGAGAGAGAGUGGGUGCAGUCCAACUCCCCCUCCCCCUCCCCCCCUUCACCCCCCCUCCUUCCCCCCCGCCACCAACCUAC